Salvelinus namaycush (lake trout) is the source of this 5891-nucleotide messenger RNA. RefSeq names its product sodium- and chloride-dependent GABA transporter ine-like. Gene Ontology annotation, biological process: sodium ion transmembrane transport. Gene Ontology annotation, cellular component: membrane. The coding region runs from base 673 to 2508 and encodes 611 amino acids. NCBI's taxonomy places the organism in Eukaryota, Metazoa, Chordata, Actinopteri, Salmoniformes, Salmonidae. The transcript is spliced from 13 exons. The record is from RefSeq and is a predicted model, not a curated record.
GGAAGAGGCGAACGAAAGGGUCCACUUUCGUCAAAAUUUGUCCAAGCGGUAAUAAGCAGACCGCCUGCAUUUCCGAUUUUGGGACAACGCCUCCAAUUGUAGGGGCGGAAACAAGACCAUCUCGUCAUUAUUAUUAUACAGUGUAGCUAACGGAAAACUACGGCACGUGGGGGCGGGUUACCGAACAUUCUUUUUGUGUAACACUGAUGGUACAUAAGCAGGUAGUAUGAUAACUUGCAGGUCAAUGUUGCGGUGGGUUACCGGGAGUUUAGGGCAUAUUAGUCUGCAUGUUAAUUACGAGUAGAUCGGGGCAUUUCAUCUUGUGAUAUGUCAGGCAGUUAUUGAAUGAGAUGUCUGAUGCCUACCGUCUAGAUAGCGCACGUCGUAGACUUAAGCUACUUGCAAUACAAUUGUGUUUCAUAAGGAAUUUAGUUGUUGGGAUUGUCUUUAAUUGACUUAGACAUAUCUUAGUCGUGUGUCUUAUCAAUGUCUUGCUCUAUGCUUUGUCAUAAUAUGCAGAAUAACGGUUCUGAAAGACAGGUUCUCUCUCGUCACAUUUAGCGUAUGUGUAAAUUUGAGUGAUAUUAUCUGUUUAGUAAUAGUAGCAUAAUAGCCCAUAGCGUAAUUGAAAUUGUUUGGUGGGAGUUAAAGACUACUAGUUUACACGUUAAAAUGGGAGUGGGGUCCGAAAAUGCAGCAUCCACCACCAAACUAUCCAUUCGCCAUGGGGUUUACAAAGAGGAGACGAAUAUCGAUCUGAAAGCACCCUUAAACGUAGAGGGUAUGUUACCAAAGAAAGUGGGGCACAUGACUGCAGAAAGAGCCAUCUGGGGCCGCCGCCUUGAGUUUGUCCUUGCAUCCGUGGGGUACGCGGUUGGACUUGGGAACGUGUGGCGGUUUCCAUACCUCUGCUACAGGAGCGGUGGAGGUGCCUUCCUCAUUCCUUACUUUCUCAUGCUGUUUCUGUGUGGAAUCCCCCUGCUCUUCAUGGAGUUUGCCAUUGGGCAGUACACCCGACUGGGACCAGUGCACGCUCUAGCCAAAAUCUGCCCCUUGUUCAAAGGUGUGGGCAUUGCCACGGUCGUGAUCUCCUUUGUGCUCUGCACCUACUACAACGUUCUCAUGAGCUGGGCGCUCUACUACUUCUUCAACUCAUUCCGAGCCCCCUUCCCCUGGCAGUCCUGCAACAACACCUGGAAUGCUGUCGGUAACUGCUCCAUCGGUUUCCCUGGCAACACCACCCACUUGCAUUCGGCCAGUCAGCAAUACUUUGAUCACAGGCUUCUGGAGAUAACCAAUGGUAUUGAGGAGGCAGGAGGACUACGCUGGGAGCUGUUUGGCAUCCUUAUCCUGGCCUGGGUCAUUGUUUACUUGUGCAUCUUCAAAGGUGUCAAAUCCACUGGCAAGGUUGUUUAUUUCACCGCCACGUUCCCAUACUUCAUGCUGUUUGUCUUGCUCAUCAAUAAUGUCCAGCUUCCUGGAGCCAAGAAUGGGAUGCUUUACUUCCUGAAGCCUAAGUGGAGCAAGCUGCUUGACGUUCAGGUGUGGGUUAACGCUGCAGCCCAGGUAUUCAACUCCAUUGGAAUAGGAUUUGGUACCAUGAUCUCCAUGGCCAGUUACAACAAGUUCAACAAUAACAUCCUCAGGGACACAUUGAUUGUCUCCUUAGCUAACUCAGCCACCAGUAUCCUGGCUGGUUUUGUGAUAUUCUCAGCCAUUGGCUACAUGGCUCAUGUCCACAACCUCCCAGUAGACGACAUCGCCACAGAUGGUCCUGGGCUGGUGUUUGUGGUGUAUCCAGAGGUCUUCUCCACUAUGCCUCUGCCCCAGUUGUGGGCUCCUCUGUUCUUCUUCAUGCUUCUCUGCCUGGGACUGGACAGUCAGUUUGCUAUGGUGGAGGUGGCGGUGACGUCCAUAAUGGACGGCUGUGGCCCCAAGGUGCUGCGUGUCCUGAAGAGACAGGAGGUCAUCGUUCUGGCUGUCUGUGUUAUCGGCUUUCUUCUAGGCAUUCCUCACAUCACUAAGGGGGGAAUGUACGUGUUCCAGCUGAUGGACCACUACACUGCUGUGGUGUCUCUCAUGUUCCUGGCCUUCUUUGAGGUCCUCGCUGUCUGCUGGGUUUUUGGACAGCGGCGGAUGACCAUCGUGAUCAAGAGGAUGUUGGGAAAGGCUCCCAACAUCUAUUUCCGCUCCUGCUGGAUGUUCUUCUCCCCUGUGCUGGUCCUGUGCAUUCUGAUCUCCAGCAUCGUCCAGUACACGCCCGCUCGCUAUGGGAAGUCCUACACAUACCCUGUCUGGGCAGAGGUGGUGGGCUGGGGAAUCUCCCUGGUCUCCAUCGUGUGGAUCCCCCUGGGAGCCCUGCACGAGAUCUGCAGAAAUAAGGGCACACUGAUGCAGAGGAUAAAAACAGCCAUGACUCCUACAAUAGAGUUGGACCCUGUCAACCAUCUACCAGAGAAGCAGAGAGUGGACAUACCGGAGUCUGUUGUCUUUAUCACUCCUCUGUGAACAGGGACAAAAGCACUGUGUCUAGGUUUGUGAGUCACGGUGACUGUGUGAGUGCUCUAUUAGGAUAGGGAGGUGGGGAGGUUGUUCGGUAGUUUAUGUAAAUAACUUUUUCAAGUAUUUACCCUAAUAUUUAUUCUAUGAACUGAUAACAUGACACCUUACCUAUAGUGAAAUAGACAGGGUAAACAGUCAAGGUAAAACCAUUAGUUAUGGACCUCAAAGAUGUCCUUCAAGUGCCAUGACAUGUCCUUGUUCUGAAGCCCUUUAUUGCCUUACAGGUACUGGAUACCCACGUGCUUACACACACUUUUUAUACUACAAGAAUUACAGGGUAGCCUACUCUGACACUUACAAACAUAUUAAUAAAAACGAUGAUGUCUGAUUCAUAUAAUUGGACAACGAAAAGGGGAGACACCAAUACAAUAUGACGUCCAUCUAACCUGGAGGAGGAAAUGAUUGUCCAAAAACAAAAAGUGGCGCAGACCCAAUGACAACGACAGUGAAAAUGCACACUCACCUGGGAUAUGGCCGAUGUUCUCCGCUGGUUCCAAUAAGAUGGGCUACAGGUUGGAGGCUGUGCAAUUUAAAACAAUCAACAGCUUUUUUUUAAUAAGCUAUUGAUCCUCUGUGGCCAAAUCAUGCUUUCUGGUGUAGCCUAUUUUGAAUAAUUGUAUAAUUUUUUGUAUUGACAGGAUCAAGCUAAUUAGGCUAUAUCAUUUUGUCAAUUUGAAUGAAAUGUACUUUAGGGAAAGCUUAGCUUCCCAUAGCCAAACACAAUGUUUUCAUCUGAUUGUCAAACAAUCACUUAUUAAGAGGCGCUCUUGUAGGCUACACAGAGGCGCUCUUGUAGGCUACACAGAGGCGCUCUUGUAGGCUACACAGAGGCGCUCUUGUAGGCUACACAGAGGCGCUCUUGUAGGCUACACAGAGGCGCUCUUGUAGGCUACACAGAGGCGCUCUUGUAGGCUACACAGUGGCGCUCUUGUAGGCUACACAGAGGCGCUCUUGUAGGCUACACAGAGGCGCUCUUGUAGGCUACACAGAGGCGCUCUUGUAGGCUACACAGAGGCGCUCUUGUAGGCUACACAGAGGCGCUCUUGUAGGCUACACAGAGGCGCUCUUGUAGGCUACACGCGCACGCACAUUCAUCCAAUCCAAACCCCAACAGUGCAACCGCAAUUCGAUGAAUGGAAAGAGACAUCUGUUAUAAAACAUCUAGGUGUAUUGUAAUGACAUUCUGUGAUUGCCAUUAGGCCUACACUUGUAGCCUGAAUUGAUGCAUCCACUGUUGUCCACGCGCGCCUCUGUGUCCGCCACUCAUCUCCGCCUUUUCCGUGUGCGUCUCCGCCACUCAUCUCCGCCUUUACAAAGUGGAGGCUAAGUGUUCUCCUCAAACUACAAUGCAAUUUGGCGCAUAUACCACCCAAUUUCAAGUCCAUUUGCAAAUUGUUCAUGCUGCUGACAUGCAGUAAUGUUAAAUAAUGGUGUAAUAGGCUCACGUUUUACCACCUUACUUUCACCCCUGAUUAUGAUAUGGUAAAACAUCAUAUUCAUCAUGCCACAAGACUAUGAACUACGGAGAACAACUCGUCCCUCUGGUAAUCUCUUCAACCAGCUCUUCUCCCCGCUGGACCUAACAUAUUGUGUCUCCCAACAUAAACUGACAAACAAUUUUCACCAAAUGUAAAAACCAAUGUAGCCAAUACACACACAAGCGAUAGCGGCAUAUUUCAUAUCAUCCACAAAAUGACACACUGAUCAACUCAGCUCAGCCUUAGACCGAUGAAGCAUCCACAGUUACAACCAAUAGGUGGCCGCUCAAUGCAACAAAUGAUGGCUAGGCAAAUCAGCGAGAAAACAAACCUUUUCCCAGACUGAUUUCAUGGACUAAGGUCCACAUUGAAUCAACAUCUUCACCUUGUGGCCAAGGUUUUUACUCACCGUGAGGUCAGAUGGGGCUCAGGUGAAUAUUGAUCAACAAAGUAAAAAUCUGUUGUUCUGCCCCUGAACAAGGCAGUUAACCCACUGUCCCCCGGGAAGGCCAUCAUUGUAAAUAAGAAUUUGUUCUUAAAACUGACUUGCCUAGUUAAAUAAAGGUAAAAAAUAUAUAUGCAAUUAGAUGUAUAGAGGAGAGGUUAACUGUGAGGAGGGAAACCACUGCAGUGCUGCUAUGACAUCCGUUAGUGGGGAGAGUCCAAUGUUCUGACGGUGGUUAGUGGGGAGUGUCCAAUGUUCUGACAUCAUUCAUCAGCAGUUUUUACACUUGAAUGGACUUUGAAGUUUUGGGGUUCUGGUUGGAGUUUUCUAUUUUACUUGCUCUGCCACAGUUUGUGCCUCAGUUGUGUGUCUUCGUGUUUGUUACAUCAAUGACAUUGGAUCUCAGCUUUACAAGGAGUGCCUUUUGUCAUUAAAAGAUCCAAUGACAUUACACUAUGGGACUGAAAGGCUCAAAGAAAUAAAUAUGAUUAGACAUGAUUUAGAUGGUCAAAUGUAUGAAAUAAAUAUUAUUAGACAUGAUUUAGAUGGUCAAAUGUAUGAAAUAAAUAUGAUUCGACAUGAUUUAGAUGGUCAAAUGUAUGAAAUAAAUACAAUGGGCUAUUUUGAGGUGUGAAGUGAAGAUACGUUUGCCACCUGCCACAAGUGCCAUGUAUCAAAAAUAUUGAUUUUGGGUUGUCAAUAUUUGAUGAAAAUACCAAAAAUAUAUCAUAGAGAUUAUCACCAACCCAUCUUAAGGAUCAUUAAAAAAUUCACACAAUUAUCAUUUAGUGUUAAUUCUCUUUUGAUAUAAAACAAGAUCAAAUUCCCAUUUAGUUAGCUGUUUUAGAUGCAUUUUGUGUCUGUCAAACAGCAUUUAGUUUUGACUAAUUAGUUUAUGAUGACAAUUGUCUAUUUCUACCAUUGCACAAACCAGAAUAAGAGGUUAAAUCAUGUAAUCAUGCCUAAUACACUUUUGUUAUUCUAUGCAAUUGUAUGGUUGUGUCACAAAAUGCGGGGUUAUUGCUGCUGGUUGUUUUUUAUUCAUUGUUCUCAUACCAAAUAUUUUACAUUUUAUUUAUUUUCAAAUGUUUUUUGUUGUAUCAAACAAAAUGGUAUAUGAAAUAACAAAGACACUGUUACUAUUUCUCCAUUAAGUUCUCCAUGGUGGUACUACUUUAAUGGUAGAAAUGUUUAUGCUCAUAUUACGCUUUUAAAAUAGCAACUUUCUCCUUUUUAAAAUUGAUUUAGCAUAAAAUAAUGAUUUAUCUCUUUUUAUUUACAUGUAUCCUGUUUAAAGUGUACUUUCUGUUGGACUUAUUUUUGAUCUGAAACGUUGAAAAAGAAAAUGAGAUUGAUAAUACCUGUUUAUCACGCAGAGAUAUUUGUGUCAAAUAAAGAACAUUAUU